AUGCGGCAGUCAACAGAAUCGCAAUCGCCCACAGCUGCCACAACAUUUUCCAGCGUCACAAUCGAGACUACGCUGCCAGUCCAUCCGUACGAACCACUAGAAAAUCGGAAGGCCAUCAAGACAAAACGCCUGUUGAUACGGCCACUGAAACUAAGCGACCUAGAGGAUCUCCAUGCCUUGAGGUCUCAGCCCGAAGUGGCCGCCUGGUCGUCCAAAGGAAAGCCGAACGAGUCGAUAGAUAUCACCCGCUUGGAGCUAGAAGAAGGUCUCAGUAGAGAUGUGUACCAAUUUGCAAUAUGCCUGUCUAACGGAGAGAUGAUCGGAAUCGGCGGUUCGCAUCGGAGGCAAGGAAAUCUCGGCUGGCCAGUCAUUGGCUACGCAAUCCGUCACGAGACCUGGGGAAACGGGUAUGCCACUGAGUUUCUUGCUGCGUUUUUAGAUCGCUGGUGGUCAUUGCCAAGAGAGGCCGUGACUAUUCCUGUAGAGAAGAGCACGGUUAGGGGGAAUGGGCCGAUAAAGGAUGAACGUAUUGUCGCAACAACGACGAACAAGAACACUGCAAGUCAGAAGGUCAUGACCAAGAAUGGCAUGGAGCUGAAUCGGAUUUGGGACGAAGAUGAUUGGUCUAGACCAGGCCAGAAAGUGACAAUGUACGGCUAUAUCGCGAAGCCUCACGUCGAGGAUGCCUAG
Messenger RNA from Metarhizium acridum CQMa 102, 690 nucleotides. RefSeq lists its product as uncharacterized. Gene Ontology annotation, molecular function: acyltransferase activity, transferring groups other than amino-acyl groups. NCBI's taxonomy places the organism in Eukaryota, Fungi, Ascomycota, Sordariomycetes, Hypocreales, Clavicipitaceae. The record is from RefSeq and is a predicted model, not a curated record.